This is a messenger RNA of Macrosiphum euphorbiae (potato aphid), 336 nucleotides long. The record is from the annotation of a GenBank genome assembly. Lineage: Eukaryota; Metazoa; Arthropoda; Insecta; Hemiptera; Aphididae.
AUGAAAAAUAUGCCAGAUGGAUCAUUAAUUUUGAUGCAACCACACACCAAUCAUGAGCGCGAAAACAAUGAUAUGCAGUUAGUAGAUGAUCUUAAAAAUAUUUUUAAAAGAAGAGCGGCUUUAGACAGUGUACAGUUGAAGUUAAUUUACGAUGAAGAACAUCCGUUGGCAGCAAACUUGUAUCCAUGGUCUACUACUGAAUCGCUAAUGCGCUUAGCUCGUAGAUCAUCUAUGUCUCCUUUACCAGACAAUUUACUGCAACUGGCAAUCGUUUUUGAAAAUGGACAGUUACCAAGAUAUAACUGCUGUGUUGCUGAAGUUAUAAUUGACGUAUAA